Messenger RNA from Cucumis sativus (cucumber), 1647 nucleotides. Its product is annotated as exopolygalacturonase. Gene Ontology annotation, molecular function: polygalacturonase activity. Gene Ontology annotation, biological process: carbohydrate metabolic process. The transcript has 7 exons. NCBI's taxonomy places the organism in Eukaryota, Viridiplantae, Streptophyta, Magnoliopsida, Cucurbitales, Cucurbitaceae. The coding region runs from base 281 to 1402 and encodes 373 amino acids. The record is from RefSeq and is a predicted model, not a curated record.
UCAUGACGCUCAACCCACACGAUCUCUCACCAUUUUUUCUUACAACUAAUGCUCUCUCAACCUCCGCCCUUCUCCGGUCCGGCGGCCCGUCGAGAUUCUGUUCAACGGGCAGUGGCUCUAGGUGUAUUUCUCUUUUUCAUGUGUGCGACGGUUAACAAUCAGAGACUUAGUGGGGGGAAAAGAAGUUAACGACGGUUAACUUUGGCGAAUUCGAAAUCCCCCUCUCCCAUUUUAUCAGCAUCUCCGGUUGGAAAUUUAAAACUCAAAUACCGUUCCAUUCAUGAACCGUGUUAGAAGCUUUGGUGCCCGAGCAAAUGGCUUGACUGAUGAUAGCAACGCCUUCUUAGCAGCAUGGAGGAUGGCCUGUGACUCAGCUGGAGUUGUAACUUUCCUGAUUCCAAAAGGAACCUAUUUGGUUGGUCCAGUUAUAUUUUCUGGCCCUUGCAAAAACGUGUCAUCUCUAACAGUUAAAAUGGAGGGCUAUUUGAAGGCAUCAACAAACCUUUCGAAAUAUGGUUCUGGUGCAGGCUGGAUUGAGUUCAGAUGGAUGGAGGGGCUAACCUUGAAUGGAGGUGGAACCUUUGAUGGUCGAGGCGCUGAGGCAUGGCCAUUCAACAACUGCCGCGAUGACUACAAUUGCAAACUCCUUCCUACUAACUUGAAAUUUGUGGCUUUGAAUAAUACGGUUGUUCAACACAUAACUUCGCUGAACAGCAAGUUCUUUCACCUGGCUUUAGUUCAAUGCAAGAGGUUCGUAGGUAGCGAACUCAAGAUUUCUGCUCCAGAAAAUAGUCCCAACACCGAUGGCAUCCACAUUGACCGAAGUUCUAAUAUCCAUUUUUCUUUAUCACAUAUUCAAACGGGUGACGACUGCAUAUCCAUCGGACAAGGGAACUCUCAAGUCACAAUCUCUAGCGUCAACUGUGGACCUGGCCAUGGGAUCAGUGUUGGAAGCUUGGGAAGAUAUCGAAAUGAAGGAGACGUAAGCGGAUUAGUAGUUAAAAAUUGCAGCCUCACAGGUACCGCCAAUGGGAUCAGAAUCAAGACAUGGCCAAACUCUCCUGGUAGCAGCUCAGCCACAAACAUGACAUUUGAGAACAUUACCAUGAACAAUGUGUCCAAUCCAAUUAUCAUUGAUCAAUCAUACUGUCCAUUCGGAUUUUGUUCUUUCAAGGCACCAUCUCUUGUGAAGCUGAGUGAUAUUUAUUUCAAGAACAUUAGAGGAACAUCUUCCUCUAAAGUGGCUGUGGCAUUAGAAUGCAGCAAGGGAUUCCCAUGUCAGAAUGUGAACCUUGAAAAUGUUCACUUGGAUCUUUCAUCAGGAGAAAAUCAUCCAUCUUCUACUUGCAAAUAUGUUAGAGCCAGGUAUAUUGGCACCCAAAUCCCACCCCCUUGUGCUUAGAUUUACAAAUCAUAUGUUUCUAGUUUUCUCUUAUGUUUUUAAACAUUUAUAGGAUGUGGAAUUAGAGAUUAUUCUAUCUGGUUAAUUAUUAUACUAUCUUUGAUAUAAUUUCUAUGUUGUGUUAUUUUUGAGGAUUCGAUUAGGGUAUCACCUAAUAAGAACUCCCAAAGGCACGAAAAACAGACAAGAACAUUUAAAGAUAGAUUUAAAUUUCAAUAUCAAUGAAGAAACUACAAUAUAACAUA